AUGCAAAGGUUUUUGGUUUACUCUUGCGUGCUUUUAUUUUUAAUAUUACAGAAUCGCGUAGAAUACAGCAAAACUUGGCAGGGGAUAUAUUUCAACAUCGUGGGACAUUUUUUCUCUAUCUAUUGUAUAUGGAAAAUUAUCAUAUGCACGGUAAAUUUUUGUGAAAUAACAUGCGGUCGGCCUGACGUGAAUCCGGGUCCCGGAUCAACGUUGACUGGAAUUUGGGUUUUGUGCCUUUUUCCUAUUAUUAAUAUUGUUUUUGAUCGUGUUGGCAAGGUGGAUCCAAUUACAAAAGGAAUGGCUAUUGUCGUGCACCACAUGGGCUAUCAAAUAGAUGUCAGGUUCUGGUCUCAACAAAUUUCUUUUCUCGUCAUUGGUAUAAUUGCUGUUACAUCGAUUCGUGGAUUAUUGAUAACCAUUGCGAAGUUCUUCAAUGCUAUUUCAAAUAGACAAUCCUCUAAUCUUGUAGUGCUUGGAUUGGCUCAGUUGAUGGGAAUGUAUUUUGUAUCAAGCGUACUAUUAAUCCGCAUGAAUAUGCCCUCUAAAUACAGGGUAAUAAUAACUCAAGUGCUAGGCGAACUUCAAUUCAAUUUUUAUCAUCGUUGGUUCGAUGUUAUCUUUUUGUUAUCUGCCUUAUGCAGCAUACUAUUCCUCUAUUUAGCACAUAAAAGAACACCAAUUAGAUGA
This is a messenger RNA of Meloidogyne enterolobii, 687 nucleotides long. The record is from the annotation of a GenBank genome assembly. NCBI's taxonomy places the organism in Eukaryota, Metazoa, Nematoda, Chromadorea, Rhabditida, Meloidogynidae.